AUGCUCAACCUUUUGUUGGCAUUCCUUCAACCGAGAUUCGACCCUUCAUUAGAAGCAGAUCUACUGGAUGAUGAGAUUGAAGCUGGAGGAACAGAGUCGACUCCUCUGCCAACUUCGGCCAAAGACGACGAAUUUCGACCAUUCGUCCGUCGGUUACCUGAAUGGAGUUUCUG
This is a messenger RNA of Acaulospora colombiana, 173 nucleotides long. Lineage: Eukaryota; Fungi; Glomeromycota; Glomeromycetes; Diversisporales; Acaulosporaceae. The record is from the annotation of a GenBank genome assembly.